This is a messenger RNA of Coregonus sp. 'balchen', 29840 nucleotides long. Lineage: Eukaryota; Metazoa; Chordata; Actinopteri; Salmoniformes; Salmonidae. The record is from the annotation of a GenBank genome assembly.
AUGGGCUUCCUCAUACCAAGAAUGGAGAUGAACAGCCCUCUCCACAGCUCUCUACCCAGCCCUUUCCCCAGUACAGAACUGCACCCCUCUGUAGCCCUGAGGUGCCUGUGGCUGCUCCCGUGCUGGAAUGGGAACCAUGUGCUGUGGAAAGUGUUGCAGUCAUUGCCAACAGGAGGUGACUCCAACUGACCAGGUCUCGGAGCAGGGCAGGAGGGGAAGUGGAGGGGGCUGGCCCUGAGCCCUGGGUCUGGAGAGCAGGCAUGUCAGACGUAUGGAGGAAAACCUCACCCUGACAUCUCACUCUGGACACAGGAAGAGCCAUGCCAUCAAUCACUUUAAAUGAUAACAGGGUUUAGGAUGGGCCUUUUGUUUUGGAAACAUAAAGCUGUGUAAAGGUAUACGUUCUUGAUGUUGUUUAGUCAUAUCUACAUCAUUAUAAACUCCUGCAAUCUUCCUCAAUAAAACCCAAAGCGCUGAAUACACCAAGCCCAGUGAAGUUGGAUCUUGUGGAAAGCAGGGCAGCUAUCAUAAGAUCCCUAUCCACUGAGCUCUCCUCACUCUCACACCCUCCUUUCAGCACCCUGUCUUCACAGCCAGGGCCAACACACACACACACACACACACACACACACACACACACACACACACACACACAGAGCCUUGCGGUUGCUUCUCCUCCUCUGGAAUCGUAUAUAUUUUUUCCCAUAACUCCCUGCUCUCCACAGGACCCCAGCUUAUCUCAGUUACAUUAAAGCCAGGAGCAGUAGCCCUAACACUGGGGUCAUUGUUAUGGUGUGUUUGAGUGCCCUCACUGUCCCUUACCCUUGCCUCCUCAGCCCUCCUUUCCACUAGUCUACAGUCUUAGUACUGGCCAUGGGUGGAUUAGGCUACACAGACCAAAAGCAUAGCGACGCUUCAGUCUAUGGACCUUCAUCAGACUGAAUCAGGCCUACAGGAGGAGAUGCAGACUGGUCUGCUGCGUAUAAAGGUUUUAGACUAGAAGCUACGGCUAGCCAGCUGGGAGCGCUGGGGAUGAUGAUGCAGUUAUGUAAGGCAGCAGCUAACAGACAGAGCCUGUUCCAUACACAAUGGGAAUAAAGCAGGCCUUUUAAACGCAGGAGUUUAUCAUUGUUUACGUGAUUAGGCCAUUUAAUGGCCUUCAGCCAGGCUCUGCUCUGCUGCUCUAGGGACUUUACUGGAAGUGGAUGAGGAGAGAGGAUGACUAGGCACAUUGAAUGAGCUGUUUAGCGGUGUGUGUAUAAAGAUGUUUAUUUAAGGGUUAAUCCAGUAGAGGAAUUCUGGUUUAUGCUCUACAGUAUCUCACAAGUGUCAUUUAAAAGCAGUUUGCAUAGUUUGUCGGUCUAGCCCCUACCCCUGUCCUCUUUCCUGGUGUCAGCCUGCAGCCGUGGCUCCACCACCCUGGAGAGGAGCAUUUUAGUAGCUCCAGGUGUUCCCCUCUGCCGUACCGUGUGCCUUCCCUGGUGCCCGUGGGCCUCGUUGUGUUACGGCUCACAUUGUUCCGUGGGCAUUGUGUGUGACCCUGAUAGGGAAGCAGCUGUGUUAGGUGGCCAUGCCAGAGCAGCCAUCUUGGCAGCGAGACACAGGCCUGCACAGGCCCUCCACCAGGUGCCCGCUUCGAUGAGCGCCACACAGGAUGGCCCCCUACAUCCAUCCCUUCUCUGGCUCUCUUCCUCCCUGACAGCCCUUAUCAACCCGUUACAUCUGAUGAUGAAGGCUGGCUGGCUGGCUGGCUGGCUGGCUGGCUGGCAGGCAGAGGGGUUGGGGAAACACACUUUAUCAUAACAUAAAGGGAGAGAUGAGAGGAGUGAAGAAAGGCAUUUCACAGAAACUGGGCAUCGUUUUCCUGCCAGGCUGAGGGCAUGAUCUCCCCUGUGAGGUAAGAAAGUGAGUGAGAGAUCCAUGGUCACAGCGUCAUACAGUGUAGGAAGGCUUAGCAAGAGACAGGGUACUUUUUCAGUGUACAGAACUGCAUGUCCAGUGGAAAUGUUGGAUUUGCUACAUGACACCACAAUGGAUUAUGCAUUUGUGUGAAUGAAAAGAAGAUGUACUGUAGGCAGAUGUGUGUGGGCCUGUGUGUUGUAUGUGUGCAUAACCUGUGUGUGUUUAACGUCUGUGUCUUGACAUGAGCAGUGGAAGCUGUGUGGAAGCUGUGGGUCUGGGAGCAGGAAGUGACUCAGUAUUGACUUCGCUCACUUCCUGCCCGUGUUGCAGGAGGCUGCAGCUCCUCUGUCACUCCUCUCAGGAUGUUUUCCCCUCCUCCUCCACUCUCCUCUCCUCUGUUUCACUCACUAUAAGUCUGCUGGCCUGAGCCAUUACCUCAUCCGAGAGUCCAGAGCAUGACCCUCCCCUCACCGGCCCUGACUGACUGCCUGGCUGCCUGGAGGUUACAUCACAGCUACUGGAUAAUACCGUUGAAGUUAGCUCACCUCAGACUGCCUGCUGAGAACCAAGGCUACUCACUCAGUGUCAACGAGUAGGACAGUUCUGUCUAUUCUAGGGCAAUUCCACAGUAACAGAAUGAUGCUGAAACUCUGAUUUUUCACUUUAAAAGCAUACGAAACAAAUACCAUUGAUUGCAAAGUUAAACAAACCAUACAACUCUAUGCACAAGGACUACUUUAAACAAUUUCCACUGAAAAUCGUACAAUAAGUGAAGUGGAUUAACACCCAGUAACAGAAUGACAUCAUGGGUUCUUGAUCUGCACUAUAAAGAAAUGCAUAAUUAUGAAUGUAAUUUUCUUCAUGGUGAUGUAUCCUAAAUAGGUACACAAAGGGAGAAAAAUGUAAUAUCCUCCUUUGCAUGUUUUGGUAUUAUUCUACACAAUGGCUAUUAUUCUAAUGAGCGCCGCCCCCAAACAAGACCAAAUUUGGUUAGUCCGGACUGGACCAAAUCUGUACCAAUCAUAGACGUGUAUGUUUCACAAGUUUGGAACUAAGUACAGCACAGUAGAGUACCGUACAGCACAACACAGCAGAGUUCAGUACAGUACUGUAAAUUAUACUGUACUCUACUCUAGUGUGCCGUACUGUAUUGUACUGACAUACACUGCUUUUAUUUUCUUUACUGUACUGUACUCUACUGUGCUGUCCAAACUUGUGAAACAGACAUGUACGAUUGGUUUAGAUAUAGACUCUUAGUUUUUAAACUUGUGAAACAGACGUCUAUGAUUGGUUUAGAUAUAGACUCUGAGCUUUCAUUUGAUGUGCUCCUAUGAACUUCAGAUGUUAGUGCUCAUGGAGCUUUUUACAUGGAAAUGUCCUCUAGCAGAUGCUGAGUCGUCAUUUUGCCCUUAAUGCUGCUGGAUAGAAUUGCUGCAGUAGUUAAAUGAUCACUGACAGUCCACACCACCAUCUAGAAAAGUUAUUACAAUGUUAUUACAAUGGCUAUGUCAGAAUGGUUUUGAUAUAAUUUUUCAUUAUCAAUAACCUACCCCUAAUGGGGACAUUUUGAGCUCAAUAGAGCAAAAUGAAUGGCACUCUGCCUACUGUAAUUGCUGUAUGGAAAACGGUGGCAUGCUGUAUUGAAUGGCCAGUUGAGUGGUAUUUCCUUCCGCUGUAUUCAGUGCAGUCCAGUGUUGCAGUGUUUCAGGGGAAUAAAGGUGUUUGAAUGUGAGCUCUUUUCCUGAGCCAGUGUGUUUUAAAUUCUCCUUCAUCCUCCACGUUGACUGCUGACGUGAGCCAUAGGAAGUAGUUAACGGGAGAGUGUGUGUGUGUGUGACUCAUUGUGGCUAGGGUGAAUUAAACAGCUGUGUUUCAGGCUCACUCUCUCUCUCUCUCUCUCUGUGGUGAUAUUCAGCCUAAUGUUCAUUCCACACAUCCCGUGUCUUCGCCCACGUUCUGUUCCUACACCACCGGCCUGCUGGCUCUGGCUAUGAUGACUGUAUGAAGGCAGCCAUUACUCCAUGAGUCAGAGAAGGAGCUCUAUACAAAAUAAACUCCUCUUCAUCAGAUGGGAGCCCACCACAAAUUAGUAGCGCUUGUCCAGUAAAAAUGACAAACUGCACUGAACAUAAUCAUAAAUGUCACCAAACCAAAUAAGAGGGAAAAAAGAAAAGCAAACAACCGUUGAAUGAAUAUGAUGACAGGGCCUUGAUCAGCUGAUGCCAAUUUCAAAAAGUGUAAAUGAGGUAUUGUGUGUAUACUGUUGGUCGAGAUGUAGAUUAGGAGUGUUCCACCCAAUGUCUUCUGCAUAUAGUGGAUACUCACAACUAUUUUUCUUCUUCCUCCCCAGUUCCCAGAGUGCGGCUUCUUUGGCAUGUAUGACAAAAUCCUGCUCUUCCGCCAUGACUUGAACUCUGAGAACAUUCUCCAGAGGCUGACGUCAGCAGAGGAUAUCCACGAGGGAGAUCUCAUAGAGGUGGUGCUCUCUGGUGAGUACCGUAGUACUGAUCUGGGUUCAGCUCUAACGGUUUUUAUUAACUUUUUCACCUGUUCUGUAGGCUAUCUGUACUAAUUCAGUAAAGUUUUUCUCUAAUUCAAACCUGUGUGUCGUACAGGACUGCUUCACUACUAUCUAAAGCGCACCUCCAUAGACACAGGUGGCUAGUUUCCCCUCUCUUUUCCUGUCACACAUGAUUUCAGUUUCCUGCUGACUAUUGAGUGUAACAAACACUGGCUUGUAAAAGCAUUCUGUUCCAUCCGUCUCAAUUGGGAAGCACCUGGACUGGACAUCCCUCUCUCCCUCUCUCUCUCCCUGGGGUAGAACUAGAAGCAUUGUCUGCAUGGAUCCAGACAUAAAAUAACUCUGCUGCCGGAUCGAUCUGAUCUGCUGGUGUUUAUCAGCGAGCCCCAGAGGAGUGUAUCCAUGAGACCUCUGGUUACCUCUGUCUGCUUCCCUCUGGGUUGAGACGGUUGACAGGGGUCAGCCUCAGUGUCGCACCUGGAUGACUGUGUGAGGUCAGAGUAAUUCCACAUCCACAAGCUCUACACCCACACUGCUACCUUGUCUUGGCCUUGUAGUUGGCCUACAUCUGCAGAAGAGAUCUACAUGUGUCAAACUGGUGCAAUACAAUCUCAAGAUUCUUUGCUGUUCUAGUCUUGCAGACUGAAAACAGGAAUUUUCUAAUUAUACUAUUUUUCCUUCCCUUAGUUGCUUUUAAUUUGAAUUAAUACUUUAAAGACACCAUUCAUUUCGGUCAAUUCUUUGAGACCUGUUGUUCAGUUAUGUGACUGAGAGAGACAAACAGCUCAGUGGUUUGGUCCUAAAACCUCCCUCACUGUUAGAGGCCAGAGCUGAUUUCUCUUGGCGCUGGACUCAAAGGGCCUGGCUUGUUUUCUCUGCAGUAAGUGAUUGUAGUGGACCCACUGAGUAUAAACAUGCUGGGAUGUGCAGGGCGGCUCUGAAAAGAGUGGACAGGUCUAUCACGACUCAGGAUAUGACCCAGAUGCAGACACAGGAGCCGGAUUGUUUGAUUCUCCGAAUAUUUAUUAUAACAAAGGGACAGGCAAAGGGCAGGUCGAGGGCAGGCAGAGGUUCGUAAUCCAAGGCAGAGUCAAUCAGGAACAGAAUGGCAGGCAGGCUCAGGGUCAGGACAGGCAGAAAGGUCAAAACCGGGAAGACUAGAAAACAAAACUUGAGAACAGGACAAAUGGGAAACAUGCUGGUAAGACCUGACAAAACAAAACGAACUGGCAACAGACAAACAGAAAACACAGGUAUAAAUACACAGGAGAUAAGGGGGGAAAAUAGGAGACACCUGGUGGGGGGUGGAGACAAGCACAAGACAGGUGAAACAGAUCAGGGUGUGACAAGAUCAUCCCUAACCAGGGGUUUGGAAAUGUAGAGAGGGCUGUUUGCUCCAAGAAUCCCACUCACUGUUUGUUUCUCACUCAGUAUCCCUCCCAUUUUACAGGAUAUGACAUACAAAAAGUAUUGUGAAAGUAUUUACCACCCUUGGCAUUUUUCCUAUUUUGUUGCCUUACAACCUGGAAUUAAAAUGUAUUUUUGGGGGGUUUGUAUCAUUUGAUUUACACAACAUGCCUACCACUUUGAAGAUGCAAAAUAAAAAAAAUUGUCAAACAAAGAAGAAAUAUGUCAAUAUUUUGUAGAGCCACCUUUUGCAGCAAUUAAGCUUGGCACAUCUAGCCACUGGGAUUUUUGCCCAUUCUUCAAGGUGAAACUGCUCCAGCUCCUUCAAGUUGGAUGGGUUCCACUGGUGUACAGCAAUCUUUAAGUCAUACCACAGAUUCUCAAUUGGAUUGAGGUCUGGGCUUUGAAUGUUUCCCCUUAAACCACUCAAGUGUUGCUUUAGCAGUAUGCUUAGGUUCAUUGUCCUGCUGGAAGGUGAACCUCCGUCCCAGUCUCAAAUCUCUGGAAGACUGAAAUGUCCCUGUAUUUAGCACCAUCCAUCAUUCCUUCAAUUCUGACCAGUUUCCCAGUCCCUGCCAAUGGAAAAAACAUCACCACAGCAUGAUGCUGCCACCACGCUUCACUGUGGGGAUGGUGUUCUCGGGGUGAUGAGAGGUGUUUGCGCCAGACUUCCAUAUGUUUGGGGAAUCUCCCACAUGUCUUUUUGCAAACACCAAAUGUGUUUGCUUAUUUUUUUCUUUAAGCAAUGGCUUUUUUCUGGCCACUCUUCCGUAAAGCCCAGUGUACGGCUUAAAGUUGUCCUAUGGACAUAUACUCCAAUCUCCACUGUGGAGCUUUGCAGCUCCUUCAGGGUUAUCUUUGGUCUCUUUGUUGCCUCUCUGAUUAAUGCCCUCCUUGCCUGUGAGUUUUGGUGGGCAGCCCUCUCUUGGCAGUUUUGUUGUGGUGCCAUAUUCUUUCCAUUUUUUAAUAAUGGAUUGUUCAAAGUUUCGGAUAUUUUUUUUAUAACCCAACCCUGAUCUGUACUUCUCCACAACUUUGUCCCUGACCUGUUUGGAGAGCUCCUUGGUCUUCAUGGUGCCGCUUGCUUGGUGGUGCCCCUUGCUUAGUGGUGUUGCAGACUCUGGGGCCAUUCAGAACAGGUGUAUAUAUACUGAGAUCAUGUGACAGAUCAUGUGAUCUGUCAGUAUAUAUACUGAGAUCAUGUGACACUUAGAUUGCACACAGGUGGACUUUAUUUAACUAAUAAUGUGACUUCUUACAUUUACGUCAUUUAGCAGACGCUCCAGAGCGACUUACAGGAGCAAUUAGGGUUAAGUGCCUUGCUUAAGGGCACAUCGACAGAUUUUUCACCUAGUCGGCUCGGGGAUUAGAACCAGCAACCUUUCGGUUACUGGCACAACGCUCUUACCCACUAAGCUACCUGCCGUCCCAGGUAAUUGGUUGCACCAGAUCUUAUUUAGGGGCUUCAUAGCAAAGGGGGUGAAUACAUAUGCACGCACCAAUUUUACGUUAUUUAUUUUUAAUACUUUUUUGAAACAAGGGAUUUUUUUCAUUUCACUUCACCAAUUUGGACUAUUUUGUGUACUGUCGUGGUCUAAAGUUUUGAGAAUGACACAAGUAUUGGUCUUCACAAAGUUUGCUGCUUCAGUGUUUUUAGAUAUUUUUGUCAGAUGUUACUAUGGUAUACUGAAGUAUAAUUACAAGCAUUCCAUAAGUGUCAAAGGCUUUUAUUGACAAUUACAUUAAGUUUAUGCAAAGAGUCAAUAUUUGCAGUGUUGACCCUUCUUUUUCAAGACCUCUGCAAUCCGCCCUGGCAUGCUGUCAAUUAACUUCUGGGCCACAUCCUGACUCAUGGCAGCCCAUUCUUGCAUAAUCAAUGCUUGGAGUUUGUCAGAAUUUGUGGGGUUUUGUUUGUCCACCCGCCUCUUGAGGAUUGACCACAAGUUUUCAAUGGGAUUAAGGUUCGGGGAUUUUCCUUGCCAUGGACCCAAAAUGUCGAUGUUUUGUUCCCCGAGCCACUUAGUUAUCACUUUUGCCUUAUGGCAAGGUGCUCCAUCAUGCUGGAAAAGGCAUUGUUCGUCACCAAACUGUUCUUGGAUGGUUGGGAGAAGUUGCUCUCGGAGGAUAUGUUGGUACCAUUCUUUAUUCAUGGCUGUGUUCUUAGGCAAAAUUGUGAGUGAGCCCACUCCCUUGGCUGAGAAGAAACCCCACACAUGAAUGGUCUCAGGAUGCUUUACUGUUGGCAUGACACAGGACUUAUGGUAGCGCUCACCUUGUCUUCUCCGGACAAGCUUUUUUCCGGAUGCCCCAAACAAUCGGAAAGGGGAUUCAUCAGAGAAAAUGACUUUACCCCAGUCCUCAGCAGUCCAAUCCCUGUACCUUUUGCAGAAUAUCAGUCUGUCCCUGAUGUUUUUCCUGGAGAGAAGUGGCUUCCUCGCUGCCCUUCUUGACACCAGGCCAUCCUCCAAAAGUCUUCGCCUCACUGUGAGUGCAGAUGCACUCACACCUGCCUGCUUCCAUUCCUGAGCAAGCUCUGCACUGAUGGUGCCCCGAUCCCGCAGCUGAAUCAACUUUAGGAGACGGUCCUGGCGCUUGCUGGACUUUCUUGGGCGCCCUGAAGCCUUCUUCACAACAAUUGAACCUCUCUCCUUGAAGUUCUUGAUGAUCCGAUAAAUGGUUGAUUUAGGUGCAAUCUUACUAGCAGCAAUAUCCUUGCCUGUGAAGCCCUUUUUGUGCAAAUCAAUGAUGACGGCACGUGUUUCCUUGCAGGUAACCAUGGUUAACAGAGAAAUAACAAUGAUUUCAAGCACCACCCUACUUUUAAAGCUUCCAGUCUGUUAUUCUAAAUCAAUCAGCAUGACAGAGUGAUCUCCAGCCUUGUCCUCGUCAACACUCUCACCUGUGUUAACGAGAGAAUCACUGACAUGAUGUCAGCUUGUCCUUUUGUGGCAGGGUUGAAAUGCAGUGGAAAUGUUUUUUGGGGAUUAAGUUAAUUUUCAUGGCAAAGAGGAAUAUUGCAAUUCAUUGCAAUUCAUCUGAUCACUCUUCAUAACAUUCUGGAGUAUAUGCAAAUUGCCAUCAUAAAAACUGUGACAGCAGACUUUGUGAAAAUUAAUAUUUGUGUCAUUCUCAAAACGUUUGACCACGACUGUAUGUCCAUUACAUAAAAUACAAAUACAAAUCCAUUUAAAUUACAGGUUGUAAUGCAACAAAAGAGGAAAAACGCCAAGGGGGAUGAAUACUUUUGCAAGGCACUGUAUACGCAUGUGAAAAUGAUAUUUGUUUUAUAGCACUUUUAGUCUGUGAAGAAUGCUACAAACAAUAACCUUUGAAUUAUGUCUGAUGGACACUUGUGAAGCCUGAUUAGUCAAAAAUGAAAACAAUCAGACAUCACAUUGAUGUCAGGCCUGCUCCUUGUGAAAAACUCCUUAUUGGCUCAAUCUUCUGUGGAGAUUGAUGCAAAACAUCUCAAACUCCAUUUCAUAAAGUUGAGGCCGUUAAUUGGCUGUGCGUUUCUUUCCUCGAUGUGUUUGAAAAGCUCAUGAAUACCUUAUUUCUCUGUUUGUGACAGGGAGCUAUGAAUAGUGUGAUGGCAUGUGACUUUUUUAAGUUCUUCCUCCGCUUUGAAGUUUAACACAAAAUCUGGUUCUCCAAACAUAUUUUUUGUUUCAGAUGUCUCAUGCCUUAGCUCAGGGUUUCUCAAAGUGGGGUGUGCAGGGGGUCCUCGGCCAGAUCUCAAAAUAUAUAUAUUUUUAUAUAUAUAUGAAUAUUACUAACAACAACAGAUUAAACCAAAUUUUGGCCAAGGGAUCCAUGGAAUACGUUUAGAGGGUGUAAUACAAUACAAUACAACCCUGGGCAACAUGGAUAUUGGAUAUAACAGGGAUAUUGGUAUCCACAGUUCUUGAAUUCUUGUAUUCCCCCAAUGAUUAUUAGUUUUCUCUCUGCCUCAUGUAAAAAAAAAAAAUGAAUUGCAUGAUUUAAAGCUGCGACAUCAGAAAAUCUCUCUGCCACAUGACAAAGUCUGUAGAAUUGCAGGAAAUUAGCUUGAAAACUGUUAAAUGUUCUCUCUGAUGCAGAGAGGCUAGCCUUUAAAAUGUUCCUUUCCAGGGCCCGAAACUUGGUUUGUCCAGCCAUUCACUGCCGAAGUCAGAUUAAAACUCCUUGUAUGCUAUUUUUAUCUCACUCGAGUUGUGUUCUGAUUUUGAUGAAUUUGCUAUCACAAAAGGGGUCCCCGGACCCAAAAGGUUUGAGAACCCCUGCCUUAGCUUGUUUACUGUUGCUAAACCUUAAAGAAAGUAACUUUCAAAGAAACAAAUUCCUCCUGACAUAAACUGUCUAAUCAAUAAGACAAUCAUGUUCAAGUUAUCAGCAACCACAUUUCAGCUUAUUUUUUUAUGGAAAUUAAUCUAUAAAGUUGAUAAAAUAUAUAUUAUUCAUAUGGAGUUGCUGUGUGUCCAUAUGUAUCUCGUCAUGGCAACAGCUACUGAGAAUGUCCCUGGUGCAUCUUGCGUGGGAUGCUGGGAUUUCGUCUUGAUCUUAUUAGAAAAUUGGUCCUGAAAAAAAACACCCAUAAACCCACUGAAACACAAAACCCCACCCAAAUAGUUAGUGACAUGUCACGCGACGUGUAUGCGGUCAGCGAAGUCAAACGCAGGACACAGAGCGGCUGGCAGCGUACUUUUACUGAACACAGUAAUAAACGUACAAAACACAAUACCCGUACACAAAGCAACUGCUGGAAUGACAAGAACAAUCACACACAAUAACCAAUGAGAGACAGGGGGUAAUAUAGGGAAUACAAUACAACAUAAUGGGAAACAGGUGUAAACAAUAAAGACCAAACAAGACAAACACCGAAGCAUCGAUCGGCAGUAGCUAGUACUCCGGGGACGACGAACGCCGAAGCCUGCCCGAGCAGCCUCGGCUGAAUCCGUGACAGUACCCCCCCCCUUGACCCCGGCCUUGGGGACGGCCAGGAGGACGCGGAGCAGGGUGAGUCGGAUGACUCCGGUGGAAAUCCCUCAAGAGGGAGGGAUCUAGGAUGUCCCUCCUAGGGACCCAGCACCGUUCCUCCGGACCGUACCCCUCCCACUCCACGAGAUACUGCAGACCCCCCAUCCGACGCCUCGAAUCCAAGAUGGAACGGACUGAGUACGCCGGAGCCCCCUCGAUGUCUAGUGGGGGCGGAGGAGCCUCUCGUACCUCAUUCUCCUGGAGUGGACCAGCUACCACCGGCCUGAGGAGAGACACAUGGAACGAGGGGUUAAUGCGGUAAUUAAUGGGCAGUUGUAACCUAUAACAUACCUCGUUCAAUCUCCUCAGGACUUUAAAUGGCCCCACAAACCGCCGACCCAGCUUCCGGCAGGGCAGGCGAAGGGGCUCACUGCGGUGGCGAUGGGUGCUCGCCUUUUUCCGCCUGAUAGCCCGCUGCAAAUGGACAUGCGCAGCAUUCCAUGUUUCCUCCGAGCGCCGAAACCACUCAUCCACCGCAGGGGCUUCGAUCUGGCUCUGAUGCCAGGGUGCCAGGACCGGCUGAUAACCCAGCACACACUGAAAAGGCGUAAGAUUAGUGGAGGAGUGGCGGAGUGAGUUUUGGGCUAUCUCUGCCCAGGGGAUAUACCCCGACCACUCCUCCUGCCGGUCCUGGCAAUAGGACCUCAGAAACCUACCCACAUCCUGGUUUACUCUCUCCACCUGCCCAUUACUCUCAGGGUGAAAACCUGAGGUCAGGCUAAUCGAGACCCCCAGACGUUCCAUAAACGCCCUCCAGACUCUAGAGGUGAAUUGGGGACCCCGAUCAGACACUAUAUCCUCAGGCACCCCGUAGUGCCGGAAGACGUGAGUAAACAGGGCGUCGGCAGUUUGUAGGGCUGUAGGGAGACCUGGCAUAGGAAUGAGAAGGCAGGCCUUAGAAAACCGAUCCACAACGACCAAGAUCGUAGUGUUCCCCUGGGAGGGGGGAAGGUCCGUGACAAUAUCCACCGAUAGGUGAGACCACGGCCGUUGUGGAACGGGUAGGGGUUGUAACUUCCCUCUGGGCAGGUGUCUACGCGCCUUACACUGGGCGCACACCGAGCAGGAGGAAACGUACACCCUCACGUCCCUAGCUAAAGUGGGCCACCAGUACUUCCCACUAAGGCAGUGCACUGUCCGACCAAUACCAGGAUGACCAGAGGAGGGUGACGUGUGAGCCCAAUAUAUCAGUCGAUCACGAACCUCGAGCGGCACGUACUUCCGUCCCUUUAGACACUGUGGGGGAGUAGGGUCGGCACGUAACGCCCGCUCGAUGUCCGCAUCGACCUCCCACACCACCGGUGCCACCAUACAAGACUCCGGAAGUAUGGGAGUGGGCUCAAUGGACCUCUCCUCUGUGUCAUAUCGUCGGGACAGGGCAUCUGCCUUAGCGUUCUGUGACCCUGGUCUAUAAGUGAGCUUAAAUACAAAUCGGGUAAGAAACAUGGCCCACCUAGCCUGGCGAGGGUUCAGUCUCCUCGCUGCCCGGAUGUACUCCAGGUUACGAUGGUCAGUCAGAAUGAGAAAAGGGUGUUUAGCCCCCUCAAGCCAAUGCCUCCACACCUUUAGGGCUUGAACCACUGCUAGCAGCUCCCUGUCCCCCACGUCAUAAUUGCGCUCCGCCGGACUGAGCUUCUUAGAAUAGAAAGCACAGGGGCAGAGUUUUGGUGGCGUGCCCGAGCGCUGAGACAGUAUAGCACCGAUCCCCGCCUCGGACGCAUCCACCUCAACUUGGAACGCCAAAGAGGGAUCCGGAUGUGCCAGCACUGGAGCCGAGGUGAACAGGUCCUUCAGAUGUCUAAACGCCCUGUCCGCCUCAGCCGACCACUGCAGACGCACCGGGCCCCCCUUUAGCAGGGAGGUGAUGGGAGCUGCUACCUGUCCAAAGCCCCGGAUAAACCUCCGGUAGUAAUUGGCAAAACCCAAAAACCGCUGCACCUCCUUCACCGUGGUGGGAGUCUGCCAAUUACGCACGGCUGAAACGCGGUCAAUCUCCAUCUCCACCCCUGACGUGGACAACCGAUGUCCCAGGAAGGAGAUGGACUCCUGGAAGAACAGACAUUUCUCCGCCUUCGCAUAUAAGUCAUGCUCCAACAGUCUACCAAGCACCCGACGCACCAGGGACACAUGCUCGGCUCGUGUAGCGGAGUAUAUUAGAAUGUCAUCAAUAUACACCACUACACCCUGUCCAUGCAAAUCCCGGAAAAUCUCGUCCACAAAAACGAUUGGAAGACUGAAGGAGCAUUCAUUAAACCGUAUGGCAUGACGAGGUACUCAUAGUGACCCGAGGUGGUACUGAAUGCUGUCUCCCUCCCUAAUGCGCACCAGGUUGUACGCGCUCCUGAGAUCCAAUUUUGUGAAGAAUCGCGCCCCGUGUAAUGACUCCAUCAUACUAGCAAUCAGAGGGAGAGGAUAGCUGUAUUUGAUUGUAAUCUGAUUGAGACCACAGUAAUCAAUACACGGGCGUAAACCCCCAUCCUUUUUUCUUCACAAAAAAUAAACUUGAGGACGCAGGGGAAGUGGACGAUCGUAUGUAUCCCUGUCUCAGAGAUUCGGUGACGUAUGUCUUCAUAGCCGCAGUCUCCUCCUGAGACAGAGGAUACACAUGACUACGAGGAAGCGCAGCGCCUACCGGGAGGUCUAUCGCACAAUCCCCCUGUCGAUGAGGUGGUAAUUGAGUUGCCUUCUUUUUACAGAAGGCGAGUGCCAAAUCGGCAUACUCAGGAGGAAUGUGCAUGGUGGGAACUUGGUUCGGGCUUUCCACCGUCGUUGCCCCUACGGAAACACCUACACACCGCCCGACACACUGAUCAGACCAUCCCUUGAGAGCCCUCUGUUGCCAUGAAAUGUUGGGGUCAUGUGAUGUUAACCAGGGAAGCCCCAACACCACGGGAAACGCAGGAGAGUCAAUCAAAUAUAACCGUAUAAUCUCCUCAUGGCCCUCCUGCGUCUUCAUCUUAAGUGGCGCUGUGACCUCCCUAAUCAAUCCCGACCCCAAAGGGCGGCUAUCUAGGGCAUGGAUGGGGAAGGGCACAUCAACUGGUACAAUAGGAAUCCCUAACUUAUAUGUGAAACGGCGAUCGAUAAAAUUCCCAGCUGCGCCUGAAUCUACUAGCGCCUUAUGCUGGGAGUGAGGAGAAACCUCGGGAAACACAACUUAAAUACACAUAUGUGCAACAGAGAGCUCUGGGUGAGUUGGGUGCUUACUCACCUGGAAUGACUCAUCAGUGCGCUGGCUACUGCCUCGAUUCCUAGGAGACCCUCCCCAGCACCGACCCGCAGUGUGUCCUCUGCGGCCACAGUUGGUGCAGGGGACGGCCUCUCUCCUGGUCUCUCUCCUGGACUCCCUAGCACCAGCACCCCUGAGCUCCAUAGGGCUCGGCUCGGAAGUGCUGGGGGAUGGAAUGGACGGCCUCGACUCCGGACGUCCGCGGGUAGCCAACAGGGUAUCUAGGCAAAUCGACAUGUCCACCAGCUGAUCAAAGCUUAGGUUGGUGUCCCUGCAGGCCAAUUCCCGACGCACGUCCUCCCUCAGGCUGCACCUGUAGUGGUCGAUGAGGGCCCUCUCAUUCCAUCCCGCCGCCUUCCCCUCUGGGGGAUAAUCGAACACCGCCCUGAAGCGGCGGGUGAACUCUGCAUAGUUGACUGUAGCGGCGUCUAUUCCCCCCCACUCGGCGUUGGCCCACUCCAGCGCCUUGCCGGACAGAAAGGAGAUGAGGGCGGACACAUCUCGUAUCCCGAGGGCACCGGGUGGAUGGUUGCUAGGUAGAGUUCCACUUGGAGCAGGAAACCCUGACACCCGGCCGCUGUGCCAUCAUAAGCCCUCGGGAGCGAGAGCCGAAUCCCACUGGACCCCGGAGGUGAAGCGAUGGGUAUAGCUGAUGGUGGUGGUAUCGUCAGAGGAGGUGUGGGCAAACCUCCUCUUUCCCAUCGCUCCAUGGUGUUCACCACCCGUUCCAUGGCGGUGCCGAGAGCCUGGAUCAUGGCCGCUUGUUGUGCUACGCGCUCCUCCAUUGAUCCAGCUGGCACCGCCGCUCCUGCUGACUCCAUGUCUAGGUGUGUGAUUCUGUCACGCGACGUGUAUGCGGUCAGCGAAGUCAAACGCAGGACACAGAGCGGCUGGCAGCGUACUUUUACUGAACACAGUAAUAAACGUACAAAAACAACAAACCUCCAAACAGGGAGAAAAACACAAUACCCGUACACAAAGCAACUGCCGGAAUGACAAGAACAAUCACACACAAUAACCGAUGAGAGACAGGGGGUAAUAUAGGGAAUACAAUACAACAUAAUGGGAAACAGGUGUAAACAAUAAAGACCAAACAAGACAAACACUGAAACAUCGAUCGGCAGUAGCUAGUACUCCGGGGACGACGAACGCCGAAGCCUGCCCGAGCAAGGAGGAGGAGCAGCCUCGGCUGAAUCCGUGACAUGACAUCACACAGGGUUUUCCACCUAAAUUCUGGUAUAAAAGAUCCCCAUGAUUCCCUUGUUGGUCAAUGGUAAAACCAGAACAGCAUAAAUUAAUGCAAAAGAACUGUGAGAAAGAGACUUCUCUGUGUAGAUUCUCUUGAUUUGGACCUGCUCUGCUACUUCUCACUGCCAGUUCUGGUCCUUAGGGGAUGCAGUUGCACAGGUUUGGUAGCAAAUAGCGAUCUCUUAUUCACAUCUUGGAUGAGUCACUCCUGUGAACUAACUGUUCCUUCCAAGAACGACCUCAUCAAAUCCCUCUAACACAAACCACAACAGAAGAUGGAGCAAAGCCCCCUGGGUAAUGGGCCUACCUUGUAUUUCAGUCCAGAUAGGAAACAAACCCAACCAUAUUAUGAACUGAUUAACUCAUUGUCAUUAUAUGAUCUGGUCUUCUCUGGUCCUGUUCUGUUGAAUGAGACUCUGUCUGUCUGUGGUCUUUAGUGUGCUCUGUAAUGCCAGAUCACUCUGAAACAGAUAAUGUUGUAGACAACCUUGUAGCUUGCUGUUAAUUUCUGCUGUACCGACCCCUACUGUAAGGAGGCUGUUAUAGCACUGUGUUGUUAAUGGUAUGUAAUAGCACUGAGCCCUAGUGAGAAAACCAUGACCUCGGAACAUAACAUAUUUUCCCUCUGGCAUCUCCUACUGUACCUGACUGCCUCCCAUAUGAGCUUAUAGGGUACUUCCCAGGUCAGACUCUCAGAUACAGAUGCAUUGACUCCACCGUGUGAACAGUUUGUUCCCUGGAUCUGAGUUAUAGCCAGUUGUAUGCACACAGACAUACCAAUAUCACAGGUGAGGAUGAUCCAGUAGAUGGUCCUCUGUAGCUCAAUUGGUAGAGCACGGCGCUUGUAACGCCAGGGUAGUGGGUUCGAUCCCUGGGACCACCCAUACGUAAAAAUGUAUGCACACAUGACUGUAAGUCGCUUUGGAUAAAAGCGUCUGCUAAAUGGCAUAUUAUUAUUAUUAUAUUAUUAUUAUCAUCUGACUAUUACCGGAUGACAAAAGAGCAUAAAAUGCCUUUGCAUUACAGUGUACACUAAACAUAUUAACUAAAUUCCUUUUCUUCUUUUGUCAUUUUCAUUCUUUGGUUUCAGUGUUUCUGUGUUUGAAGUUUAUUUGCUUUCCUUUAGUUUUAUUUUCAUUCUUUGGUUUCAGUGUUUCUGUGUUUGAAGUUUAUUUGCUUUCCUUUAGUUUUGUUUGCCAUGUUUUUGUUUUAAGUUGUCUCUGAAUUGCAGCUUUAGCCACAGUAGAGGACUUCCAGAUCCGGCCCCAUGCUCUCUAUGUCCACUCCUACAAAGCGCCCACCUUCUGUGACUACUGUGGGGAGAUGCUAUGGGGCCUCGUUCGCCAGGGGCUCAAAUGUGAAGGUAAGCACGCACGCUCACACACACACGCACACACAACAGGAGGCUGCUGAGGGGAGGACGGCUUAUAAUAAUGGCUGGAAUGGAGUUAAUGGAAUGGUACCAAGCACAUGGAAACCAUGUGUUUGAUGUCUUUGAUACCAUUCCAUUGAUUCCGUUCCAUCCGUUACUAUGAGCCCGUCGUCCCUAAUUAAGGUGCCACAGGCCGCCUGUGUCACACACUCACACAAGCUCUCUUUCACAUCAAAGCUGGGGCGCACUUUGAACCUAAGCCCAAGGUGCAGUCUGAGGGGUACAUUAAGGCUGGUAGGGCCGUGCAGCAGGAAGCCUCAGUGGAGUGUGUGACUUCCUCCCAUUACUAAAGCAGGCCUUUGAAGAGCCGGCCUGUUUGAAUGGAGCCCAGUGUACUGAUGCCAAGCGUUGGACUCAGCCUUCAAAGGCUCUUUAGUGCUGCUGCUCUACCCUCUCCGAUGGAUUCAGCCUGUCCCUCAGUAUAGCACAACCUUCCCCAGGGCCAGUCAGGACAGGAAUGCAACAGACACUCAGAUUGGAGGAAAUAUUUGGACUAUAGCUAGUCAAAUUACAUUUAAAUGUGGAAUUGUGGAAUGCAGAAUUGCAUGUAAUUUGUUAUCAGUGGAUCAGAUCUAUUUUAUUCCCUGCUAUUUUCAUGCCACUAAAAAGCCUUUAAAGCUUUCUCUGAGGAAGAAUGAGAUCCAUUGACUGCAUGUAGAGCCCUCUUGUGGACAUUUAAGAGAAUUAAGCUGGUGGGAAGAAUCUAAUUGGUGCUGCCCUACUGUACUAACUUACUGAUUUUCCUUCUUGGGACUGAUUAUUCCAAGACGUGUCUUAAGAUGUCUCAAUAUGUCUUCACAAAUAUCUCAAGACAUGUCUAUGGCUGAGUAUGAAGUGUUGCAUGGCUGAGUUUAUCAAGCCCAAUGCCGACAUCCAAAGAAACAGUCUGUUUGUGUUUGUUGCGUAUAGCGUGUACUGUACAGAAUGUGUGUUAUUCUUUAUGUGUAAUUAGUGACCCCUGUGUACUUCCAGGAUGUGGGCUGAACUACCACAAGCGCUGUGUCUUCAAGAUCCCCAACAACUGCAGUGGGGUGAGGAAGAGACGUCUGUCCAACGUGUCCCCGCCGGGCCCCUCGCUCUCAGUCCCCCGGCCCCUCCCUGGUCCCACCGAACAUGCUGUGGUCGUCCUGGAGGAGGUAAGACCUGCGCUUCCAUUGGUGGAGAGAGAUGUCCUGUGGUAAAGAUACAUUCUGUACAAUGUAAAGAGCUUUGAGACCCAGUGAAAGGGGCUAUGUAAAUGCAUUCCCUUAUAAAGUUACACCCUUGCACAGUUUAGUGCUUACAAAGCGAAAAUGCUGUCCAUCAACACCCCUUGUGAAUGUACUGUAGGGUUUUGAUCUACAGUACAGUUACUAACCAGCUCUAACCAGUUACUUUCUCAUAUGUUCAAUGUGAUUGUAAUCUAACUGUAAUUCUGAUUGAGACACAUUUGUCAGUUGGCAAAACAUCAACUACUAGGUAAUGUCUAGUUGUUUCUUAUCAAUUGUCUAAGUUUGUCUGCCAAAUCUCUUGAAAUAUCUUAUUGUAAAACACGACAGCAAAUUGAAUUAUAUAAACUAGGAUUAUGAAACGUGCUUGUAUGAGGCUAGCUGGAUGGAGGCUAGCUGGAUGGAAUAUUCUCCAUGGUGACCAGUGCUUAUGAAAGGUCAAUGCAAAUACAGUUAGACCAAUGAAAUGAACCCCUUGUUAAUUCUAGCCCAUAUUUGUGCAUUUUGCACUGUGAUGCUGUCUCUCUCACUAAACGGACCCUCCAUCCCUCCCCUCCUUCCCUCUUUUGCUAUGUCCUUCCUUCCUUUUUUUCAUCUCUCCCUCACUCCCCCUUCCCUUGGUUCACAUACUUGUUCCAUGUGCCCCUCCUUCCCUCUCCCUCUCCCUCUCUCCUUUCUUCCUUCCACCUCCUCCUCUCCUUAAUCUGUCCCCUGCAGCAGCGCUCCCACCAGGAGGCAGGGAAGAGGAUCCUGUCGUGGAGUGGCCGGCCCAUCUGGAUGGAGAAGAUGGUGCUGGGGCGAGUCAAGGUGCCUCACACCUUCGCCAUCCACACCUACACCCGGCCAACCAUCUGCCAGUACUGCAAACGGCUGCUCAAGGGCCUGUUCCGCCAGGGCAUGCAGUGCAAAGGUAAGGUCCUACCUUCCUUUGUCUCUUUUUCUUUGUAUGUCCCUCUGUCCAUAUCUUCCUAGACCUCUUUACCUUACUGUCGCUAGAGUUUCAAGUUGUGCUAUUAAAUCCAUGUUUUCUAUACUUCCUUUUCAGAUUGUAAAUUCAAUUGCCAUAAGCGGUGUGCAUCAAAGGUACCAAGAGACUGCUUGGGCGAGGUUUCCUUCAAUGGAGGUAGCUUCUGUUUUCCUGUUUUAUUUCACAUUGGUAUCAUGCCCAUGUCAUGAGAUAUACAGUAGCUGAGUAGCAUAUCUGUCAUUGUGUGUGUCCACAGAGCCUGCCAGCCCAGGACCUGACUCUGACAGCACCAUGGAGGUGGACAGUAGUGAUGUAGAGAGCACUAGAGGACUACUGGAUGACUCUGAGGAACCUUCAACCCCAGAUGACAAGAUGUUCUACAUGGACUCUCCUUUCCUGGACCGCGAGAAGGACGAGGAGCCCAUCAAGACCAUCAGGUAUUUACGUUACUGGGACAGCUGUACGUUAACUUACAGUUAUCAGAGCAAUAGUUGUGUACACAAAGACCAUGUAGCUAUUUAACUUCUUCCUUGCCAUUAUUGCUCCUGCUUGCUCAGGUCCAGGUUGCUGCUAAGCACUUUGUGACAAAUGUUUUCAUAAAAAGUGCUGUGUGUGUCCAGCCCAUCCACCAGCAGUAACAUCCCUCUGAUGCGGGUGGUCCAGUCCAUCAAACAGACCAAGAGGAGGAGCUCCACCAUGGUGAGGGAGGGCUGGAUGGUCCACUACACCAGCAGAGACAACCUGAGGAAGAGACACUACUGGAGGCUGGACACCAAGAGCCUCAGCCUGUUCCAGAAUGACACUGGAGCCAAGUUCUAUAAGGUGAGAGAGCAACAUCACAGAUCAACUAUUACCUGACAUAGGCAGAGGCAUGGUGGAAUGAAAUGGAGAGUCUGCAUUUACAUUGGACUUUCUUACAAUCUAUUAAAAAUAUCACAGAACAACAUAACCUUAGACCAUUAAUUUACCAUUCUCUGAGUCUAUACAGUGUCUAAAACCCAAUGAAUGGUUUCAACCAAACACUGAAUUUCCCCAAAAUAAAUUGACCCGUUUUUUUUGUUGCUGAUAUUUCAAGAUGUGUUUUAUUGUCUGGGGUGUACAGUAUGUAAAAGGGCCUGCCCAAUGUAAUGGUGUCAGUGGUGGUGUGUGAAUAAGACUGGGGGCUGCUGUGUUGCAACUAUAAACUACAGUGAGGUCAGUGACACAGAGAAAAUCCCCCAGCCUGCCUCCUGUGGUUUCACAGGCAGUCCAAUGACAUUUCUGCACGGCUGCAGUGAAAGGGCUUUUGCUUCUAUCUAUAGCCACCUUGUCAUCAGCAGUAUUUUACUGUGAAAAUGUUAAGGGUUUUUGCUGGGGAAAUCUGAUAAAAAAAGGGAUGUCCAACACAUUUAUAAAAUACAUUGUAACAAGUUGCAUCAUCCAUAUCAGAUAUCCUCUUUCAAAUGCCAAACCAUCACCAUAAACGUUUCUUGUCAAGUUCAAAUAAAUUUGAACUGUGUAAUUAUGAUUUCCAAAUGCUUUAACUCAAGCUUCAGAGAGUAUGUGACAGUUCCACGGUGACACCAGUGGUGUAAGCAGUAUGUACCAUGCCCCAGGGGCUUAAUAGCUGUGUAAUUAGACACUGGGGACUGAGGUAUCCAGGCAGGCAGGCAGGCAGUCCUCAUUCCCUCAGUGUAAAGGCUUCCACAUGUUCAGUACAGCCUUGCGACUUUGAGCCUUUCCCAGCCUCUGUACCAUGUGGCUGUUUCACUUUGACACCUCCCCCAAUUGUGGCUAGAGAUAUGACGCAGUGGGACAGUGUUUAUGUUGCUACGGUUUCUAGCUACUUUUGUUUUGUGAGAUGUUCAGUGUCUGUGUGUGUAUGAGAGAGAGAGAGAGAGAGAGAGAGAGAGAGAGAGAGAGAGAGAGAGAGAGAGAGAGAGAGAGAGCCAUAGAGAUGAGAGAAUCGAGAGAUACUAGCAUCGAGGAGAGAGAAGCUAGAGCCUCUACAGAAGAAUCGAUACUCUCCGACUCCUGAGCGCGGCUAUCUGAUCGAUAUCUCUCUCGCGCUACUUACCUCCCCCUCUUCUCUCGCCAACCUCGCCCAUUUGCAGGCCAGAGGCUAAAUAAAGUGUAUUUGUAUGAUCGCCACCAUUGGGCCUGCCAUUUUCAACACGUUUAAGAGGUAUUUUCUACACUGAGCUCCACUAUCCCAGUGGUAAACUAGCUGGAACAGACACACCCUCCAUCUUCCCAGUGAAAACAGUGGAUAGGAAAGGCUGCUUUACAUUAUUGUUUAUUUUCAACUUGGCACUCAGCUCAGCUCUCAGCACUUAAUGACGUUCAGGAGACUAAUUGAAGAAUAGCUGUUUGUGAAUGUGUUUUUUAUUUUUCUCUCAAAUAUUGUCCUAUGGGUCGUUCUGUUUUAUAUGUUGUUGCUAGUGUGUGCACAGAUUGGGCCAGUGGUGACAUUAGGUUAUCCAAUGUAGCCUCUGUCUCUUGGGUGUUUCCCCCCACUGUCUCUCAAUUCAAUGUACUUUAUUGACAUGGAAAGUAAAACACUUACAUUGUCAAAGUAAACAUAAUAACAACGAUGGUUAACGGUGGCUCAUUCUCUCUCUCUCUCCUGUUCUCCUCAGCCCCUAGCCCACUGUCGUGUGGCUGUCCCCUCCUCUCCUCUCUCUACCUCCAGUCAUCUGAUUAGCGGUGGUGGUUGUGUGGCGACGCAUCAGAUGGCUGCCAUUUUCUACAUUUGGAAGUCAUAUAGGCUUCUUUUUUGAAGAUGAGACCCCUAUACUUGUGGUUUCCAAAACCCUUUUAUGGGGGUAAGGGGGCUUCACUCUGUCUCUAGCAGAUUACCCCCCCCCCAAAGGGGAGGAGGAUGAGGGAGACAAGGCACUACAGGGACUCCUAUUGGCUAGGGACUUCCUUCUUCUUCUUUGAUUGCAUUUGACAGAGAGGCUGGAGGGAAGGGGGACUUUUAAAGUGUGCUCAAACUGCCCCUUGCACCACAUAUCUGUCAGAUAGAGGCUGGGCACUAGACAGGGGCUGUGCAUACACUGCGCUGUGGGAAGGGACUAGGACCUACUUUGAGUUACUCUUUCUGGUACGCGUGCUAAACUGAGGGAGAUUUUUCAGUGGUUACCUCUGACUUGUGGGGGAUUUGGUGUUUGCUUACGUCUGAUCUGACUGUCUAUCUUGUGAGUGAUUGAUUCAGUGAAUCUUGUCUUUCUCUGUCUUUCUCUUGUCUUUCUUUGAGUAUUCACUAGACUGUGGUAUUUUAUGUGUAUCAUGGUUGUAUUCAUGGUUGUAUUUGUCUUCUGUGCCUCUCUCUCCCUAAUCAAUAGCAGUGAUGGCAUUGCUUUCUUUGUUUGUGUCUGUUAUGACCCUGGUCUCUCUCUUACUCAUUCUGUCUGUCUGUCUGUCUGUCCUUUCUUUCUUUCUUUCUUUCUUUCUUUCUUUCUUUCUUUCUUUCUUUCUUUCUUUCUUUUUCUUUCUUUCUCUUCUCUCCUCUCCCUCUCCCUCUCCCUCUCCCUCUCCCUCUCCCUCUCCCUCUCUCUCUCUCUCUCGCUCUUGCCCCUCUUUCCCUCCCUCCCUCAUGGCCCACAGGAGAUCCCUCUCUCAGAGAUCCUGCAGGUGGAACAGUCGAGGGACCUCAGCAGCCUAGCCCAGGGCAGCAACCCACACUGCUUUGAGAUCAUCACCUCCACCAUGGUCUACUACGUUGGGGAGAAUAAUGGGGGCCAAUACCACAGCCCUGCGCUGGCAGCCUCGGGCGUGGGCAUGGAGGUGGCCCAGGGCUGGGAGAAGGCCAUCCGUCAGGCUCUGAUGCCUGCAACACCCCAGCCCAGUGUGGCCACCGCAGCCGGGCAGGGGAAGGACCACAGUGAGUACAGUACCAUUCUCUACUGUUAACAGGGUAGACAUGUUGCUAUGGCUAUUGGAAGUUGUACUGACUGGCUGGUGGUCUGGUUUAGGCUACUGAUCAUAGCGUGAGUGCAGUAGUUAUUUCUAUUGGAGGUAGCACUGACAUAUUUUACAUAUUGGAGCUAUUGGCACUAGCACUGGAAAGGUGGUAUGAAAUUAGAUUAUGUGAGCGAUGGAAAUAGUACUAUUUGAGCCCAUAAAAUUGGUCAUUGCAGAUAUCGGUCAUUUAGUGGUUUGAUAUUUUACAUUAGUGUGCAGUGGGUCAGGAGAAUCCCCAUUAAAUGCUUGAAUCUCCAAGUUAAGGUCAAGUGAGGUUAUAUUCUGAAGUGAGAAAACAGUCAGUCUUGUUUUGAGAUAACAAACAUGGCAUCAUCAGAAAUGACUGUACCUACAGACACAGCAAAGCCUUGAAUUGAGAAGCCGGGGUUUACCUCUUCCCCCCUGUGAUGAUAGUCAUACGAUUUUUAAGAUAAGAUAUACUUUUUUGUUCAUUAAUUUACAAAGAACAGAAAUGUGUCUUUAUGCUCACAACCCAAACGCCUGAGAAACGCACAUCCUCCGAAGGGCUGGAAGCAAUGGGUCAGCCGCAGUGCAGCACCCCUGGAUCAAUUAUAGGGGAUUAAGUGCACAACGGCAGGCGGUGGUAUCUAGGAUGAUGCCAGCAACCCUCCGGUUGUCGGCUCACUCCGCACCAGAUUAUCCCGUCUGAGCUGGGAUUUGAACACUAGGCUUCCUGCCACCCCAAUCAAAUUGAUCAUCAUUAUUAUGAUAAUGAUGAUGAUGAUGAUUUUAGAGCAGGGAUUAUCAACUAGAUUCAGCGGCGGGGUGUUUUUGAUCGGAUUGGAUGGUCGGGGGGCUGGAACGUAAUUAUAAUAAAUGUUAUACUACAACUAAGCGUAAAAAGAGAUUGUAUUUGAAAAUAAUAAUUUCAUACCUUGGUUAAGGUGAGAUAUGAUCACAUACAGUGAGGGAAAAAAGUAUUUGAUCCCCUGCUGAUUUUGUACGUUUGCCCACUGUCAAAGAAAUGAUCAGUCUAUAAUUUUAAUGGUAGGUUUAUUUGAACAGUGAGAGACAGAAUAACAACAAAAAAAUCCAGAAAAACGCAUGUCAAAAAUGUUAUAAAUUGAUUUGCAUUUUAAUGAGGGAAAUAAAUAUUUGACCCCCUCUCAAUCAGAAAGAUUUCUGGCUCCCAGGUGUCUUUUAUACAGGUAACGAGCUGUGAUUAGGAGCACACUCUUAAAGGGAGUGCUCCUAAUCUCAUCUUGUUACCUGUAUAAAAGACACCUGUCCACAGAAGCAAUCAAUCAAUCAGAUUCCAAACUCUCCACCAUGGCCAAGACCAAAGAGCUCUCCAAGAAUGUCACGGACAAGAUUGUAGACCUACACAAGGCUGGAAUGGGCUACAAGACCAUCACCAAGCAGCUUGGUGAGAAGGUGACAACAGUUGGUGCGAUUAUUCGCAAAUGGAAGAAACACAAAAUAACUGUCAAUCUCCCUCAGCCUGGGACUCCAUGCAAGAUCUCACCUCGUGGAGUUGCAAUGAACAUGAGAUCGGUGAGGAAUCAGCCCAGAACUACACAGGAGGAUCUUGUCAAUGAUCUCAAGGCAGCUGGGACCAUAGUCACGAAGAAAAAUUUUUGUAACACACUACGCCGUGAAGAACUGAAAUCCUGCAGCGCCCGCAAGGUCCCCCUGCUCAAGAAAGCACAUAUACAUGCCCGUCUGAAGUUUGCCAAUGAACAUCUGAAUGAUUCAGAGGAGAACUGGGUGAAAGUGUUGUGGUCAGAUGAGACCAAAAUGGAGCUCUUUGGCAUCAACUCAACUCGCCAUGUUUGGAGGAGGAGGAAUGCUGCCUAUGACCCCAAGAACACCAUCUCCACCGUCAAACAUGCAGGUGGAAACAUUAUGCUUUGGGGGUGUUUUUCUGCUAAGGGGACAGGACAACGUCACAGGAUCAAAGAGACGAUGGACGGGGCCUUGUACCGUCAAAUCUUGGGUGAGAACCUCCUUCCCUCAGCCAGGGCAUUGAAAAUGGGUCGUGGAUGGGUAUUCCAGCAUGACAAUGACCCAAAACAAACGGCCAAGGCAACAAAGGAGUGGCUCAAGAAGAAGCACAUUAAGGUCCUAGAGUGGCCUAGCCAGUCUCCAGACCUUAAUCCCAUAGAAAAUCUGUGGAGGGAGCUGAAGGUUCGAGUUGCCAGACGUCAGCCUCGAAACCUUAAUGACUUGGAGAAGAUCUGCAAAGAGGAGUCGGACAAAAUCCCUCCUGAGAUGUGUGCAAACCUGGUGGCCAACUACAAGAAACGUCUGACCUCUGUGAUUGCCAACAAGUGUUUUGCCACCAAGUACUCAUUAAAAUGCAAAUCAAUUUAUAACAUUUUUGACAUGCGUUUUUCUGGAUUUUUUGUUGUUGUUAUUCUGUCUCUCACUGUUCAAAUAAACCUACCAUUAAAAUUAUAGACUGAUCAUUUCUUUGUCAGUGGGCAAACCUACAAAGUCAGCAGGGGAUCAAAUACUUUUUUCCCUCACUGUAUCAAUUUUUUUAUUUGUGGGAAUAUUUGUGAACAGAUUUCCUGAAUUAAAGAAAUGUUUAGCUCAAUUCCUGGUGAUUCUUUAUUCUCCCCCCCCCCAUAAAAACUAAAAAUAUGACUAAAAAUUUGACACAUUCAACCGGUCGCUCACCUGUGGGCACAACACAUUACACCUGACGUAGAUUCAGGGGAUUAUCUGUGUGUGUUCCUCUUCCAUCUCAUCCAGUACAGUAAUGCACAUUCUAAUAAUGAAGAUGGCCGAAUCAGACUAGUGGUCUUUGUUUCCCUUUCGGUUAUGAAAUAAACACACUUCUGGUUCAGUGCCCACCAUCACCAUGGCAGGUUAGAAUGUUUAUUCAUCAUUUGUGUUAGAUUGGAUAUGAGAUUAAAUGAGCGCCAUUGCCUGCCAGCCCAUAUAUGCCCCUGGAGGCCAUUUGUCUGGCUGUGACUCCUGGUGUAAAGAAGAUGGUGAGGGUGGCAAUGCUAAACAGAUGAGACCCACCACCUCACUACCCCUCAAUAUCCAACCACUCUGAAAUGACAACAAGGGCUUGUGCCCUAUAGUCCUACAAUAUGGUUCUUAGCCAAUGAGUGAGGUACAGGUGGGCAUACUUUGUUGUCCAUAGAGAAGAUGAAAGCUGAGACUAUAUUAUUUGAUUAUACAAUUAUGUUUUAUUGUUUGGCAAAACAUGACUUGGGAACUGCAUAUUGGCCUCAGGAGGCACCCAUAACCCUAACUAUUCAAUAAAACAAAUCUUCCCUAAUCAAUUAUACAGGGUCAUAAUUGUGCAAUGAAAUGCUACAUUACUGUGUGUGCUGUGUGUAGUCCAAGCAGCUGCGAUAGGCUUGAAGGACAUGAAAGAAAGUGAGAAAUGCAUCUCUGUUUAUGAUUAGUUAGGGAUACAUUGGGUCCUUUAUGCAUUUGUAAUGUACAGUUGUUUAAAGUGGACACUGCAUUGGUUUUCCCCUCUAGAACAAGAGUUGUCUAUCAGCAUAUCUGUGUCCAACUGCCAGAUACAGGAGAAUGUGGUGAGUGUGGUCACUUUUUCAGACAAUCUUGCACAAUUUCUCAGCUGUGUGUGUGUGUGUGUGUGUGUGUGUGUGUGUGUGUGUGUGUGUGUGUGUGUGUGUGGUCAUCAAUUUUUUUCUGCUACAUAUGCAUUCUUCAUGGACCAUUAAACAUUGCAUGUCCAUUGUAAAAACAAUAUAUAUAUAUAUUUAAAAACAAAUUAAGUAAGUCACUGAUACACUUAUGGGAAAGGGGGAUUUUCAUACGUACUGUACUUCUGCAUUGGGUGAAAGUGACCCAUUUGUCAUAUCAAUGACCAUCCCAAUACAACAGCAUCUAACCAACUUAUAGCAGUAUAAAUCCACAGUUUAAUGUAUAUUAGCACUAGUAAUACCCUUUAAGAUAAUAAACUACAGUAAUACGGAAGUGUUUCCCUCUCUGUAGGAUAUCAGCUCUGUAUACCAGAUCUUCUCUGAUGAGGUGCUAGGAUCUGGACAGUUUGGGAUUGUGUAUGGAGGUGUGUGCCUGGAUGUCAAUUUUUUGAUGUAUUGCAACUAAACAUAUUGUAUUCUCUCAACCCAAACCAAAACACACACCCACUUUAUGCCAGUUACUCACCUCUAUCUUUAUGAUACUAUACAGUAUACAGUAUAGGUACAUAUUGACACAUUCUUUAUUUCUGUUGGCAGGGAAACACAGAAAGACUGGAAGAGAUGUGGCCAUCAAGGUGAUUGACAAGAUGAGGUUUCCUACCAAGCAGGAGAGCCAACUGAGGAAUGAAGUGGCCAUUCUCCAGGUAACACAUAGAACCUCAUGCUGUACCAGUCAGAUGUAUACAGUAGUCAUUCUUGCUGAGUUUCAAACAGUGAAACUGUAACGUGGUACAGUAUGGCGUGUUGAAGCUAAAGGUUUGUUCCCUCGUUUAGAACCUUCACCAUCCUGGCAUCGUCAACCUGGAGUGUAUGUUCGAGACGCCUGAGAGGGUGUUUGUUGUCAUGGAGAAGCUCCAUGGAGACAUGCUGGAGAUGAUCCUGUCCAGUGAGAAGAGCAAGCUCCCAGAACGCAUCACCAAGUUCCUGGUCACACAGGUCUGUCUUUAUCUCUCAUUCUUGCCCUCUCUACUUCUCUCUAACUUCCCUCCCCUCUAUCUCUCUGUCCUUCCUCAUCUUUCACCCACUUUCUCUCUUCCUUCCUCCCCCUCUCUCUUGUGGUGUGGUAAUCUAUAUUAGCUGUAAUAGACUCAGCCCUGGGCCUGUUUACUCUUGUGGUGUGUGGAUACGGGGGGAUUGUUUACGGGAUAUGCUGGUCUGGAUGGCAUCAUGGCCGUGUCCCUCCUGGUGGAUUACAGCCUGCGGUGCCGUAGUGGUGCGCUGCUCUGCUCUGCUGCCUAGUCUCUGGUCUGUGGGCUGAUUAGAAGAGAGGGGCCUCGGGGCCCAAACAGAAGCGGGUUCAUGAGGCAUGGAGCUGCACAUGAAAAUGAACAGCAGCAGGCCCGGCUCUGAUGUGGUUUAUCAGUACUUUGUCAAAGUCAGGAGUCAGGCAGCAGCAUGGAGUUGCUAGAGGACCACAGCUAAACAUGCGUGCAGCGGUAGCAGCUACAGUUGAUGCUUACACUACAGCAGAGAUGAGACAGUGAUGUAGCUCAGUUGAUAGAGCAUGGCGUUUGCAACGCCAGGGUUGUGGGUUCGAUUCCCACAGGGGGUAUGAAAAAUAAAUAAUGUAUGCACUAACUGUAAGUCGCUCUGGAUAAGAGCGUCUGCUAAAUGACUUAAAUGUAAAUGUAAAUGUGAUGAGAUCAUGUGUCCAUAUAGAAACUAAGAAAGUGACCAUCCUAGAAAUAGCUUAGUGAACUACUAAAAUACUUAUGCAGCUCUCAUUAUCCAUUACAUUUUAUUUUAUGAGUGAAUCCAUUCUGUUAUAUGAGAAGAUCAUUAUGUGGUAUUAUGUGGUCUGAUCUCGCUAACCCAUGGGCGUUGGGCUAUGUUCUGUAACAGAUCCUGGUGGCUUUGAGACAUCUGCAUUUCAAGAACAUCGUCCACUGUGACCUGAAGCCUGAGAACGUGCUGCUGGCCUUAGCAGAGCCCUUCCCACAGGUAACAACCAGCAACCUCUCACCUGUCAGACAAGUUUGCUAUCUUUCUAGCAAAAUAUUGGUUGUAUGUGAAUGGAGGAGACAAUGUAGCAUUCUCGUGUGUGUUUGUGUAUCCUGGCAGGUUAAACUGUGUGACUUUGGCUUUGCCCGUAUCAUCGGUGAGAAGUCGUUCAGGCGUUCGGUGGUGGGUACCCCAGCCUACCUGGCCCCAGAGGUGCUGCGUAGUAAGGGCUACAACCGCUCCCUGGACAUGUGGUCAGUGGGGGUCAUCGUUUACGUCAGCCUCAGCGGGACAUUCCCCUUCAACGAGGACGAGGACAUUAACGACCAGAUCCAGAACGCUGCCUUCAUGUACCCACCCCAGCCAUGGAAGGAGAUCUCUGCAGAAGGUAGGAAGGAAGCCCCGUUUGAAUAAUAUUUCAAUGCAUGAAUGCUAAGUAAGACAAGUGAGGACACACAUCUCUGUAAAGUGUGUAACGUAACUAAUGAGUCCAGUCAUACAGCUGAGGAAGUAGACCAAAAGUGUGAUAUAACAAGCAGUCAUUUGAAGCAACUGGAAGUUAGUUUGUCUUAGUUAUCACUUGUAUACCAAGUUGCACUAUGAUUUUUCAUAUAUAGUAGUGUAGGCGUAUGUGGGGGAUAUUUAGAUGGGGCAGCUGGGGAGAGUUGUCAGUGAUUCAUGUAAACCACACACAACAGAAAAGUCAAAGAGCCACAGGAUAUGAAAACCACGCUGGUAGAUCCAGACGUGUGGGUAGAAAGACAGCACUGAUGUUUCAUGUCUACCUCUCACUUUGAGACUAACAUUAAGUCUCUAUUCAUCUCACAGCUACAGAUCUCAUUAACAACCUCCUACAAGUGAAGAUGAGGAAGCGGUACAGUGUGGACAAGUCCCUCAGCCAUCCUUGGCUACAGGUAUUAUAAUAGCCUAAUUAUACUGUAAGCAGUGCACAGGCACAUCUAACAAAACAUUCACACACAUUUCAUGAUGUGACCUAGAACAAGGCAGACAUUGUAUUGGAUCUCUGCUGUAACUCCUCUCCUCUCCUCUCCUCUCCUCUCCUCUCCUCUCCUCUCCUCUCCUCUCCUCUCCUCUCCUCUCCUCUCGUCUCGUCUCGUCUCCUUUCCUCUCCUCGCUCUCUCUCUCUCUCUCUCUCUCUCUCUCUCUCUCUCUCUCUCUCUCUCUCUCUCUCUCUCUCAGGACUACCAGACGUGGCUGGACCUCAGGGAGUUUGAGACACGACGUGGCGAGCGUUAUAUCACCCACGAGAGUGACGACGUGCGCUGGGAGGAGCAUGCAGAUGAGCACAGCCUGGUCCACCCUAAACACUUCAUCAUGGCGCCCAACCUGGAUGAUAUGGAGGAGGGCCCC